UGUCACUGCUGCUCUGCAUCUAACAGCGCAUAAGCACAUCAGCGGCUAUUUGUUCACACCUGUCGUCUUGCGGAUUUGUUUGGUACGCGAUGCAAUCGAGAACCACUCGAGGGGAAUGGCACUUGAUUUUGGUCCAUUGGAGUGCACCCUUGACCGUGAACUGUCUUCGGAAUCUGUGGUGCUUUGCUCCUGGUGGUUGUGUCAUAGCCACAUCUGUUCUCAUCGGCAUCACUCCUGUUUUG
Molecule: messenger RNA, 242 nt
Organism: Mycena citricolor
Lineage: Eukaryota; Fungi; Basidiomycota; Agaricomycetes; Agaricales; Mycenaceae
Source: the annotation of a GenBank genome assembly